CUCUUCCUUUAUAAACUCAUUCCUUCUCCCCCUCGGGUUCUCCACUUUUGAGAUUACCGCCGAAAGAAAAGCCAUCCUGCCUGCGGAUACGGAGUUACGAACAGAAGAAAAUAGAGAGGUCCGUGGAUCCGUCUUCGGUGCUACUGUGUGUUCAGGACUCGUUAUGGUGGUACUUCGGUUCAACUUUUGUUAUCAGAGUUUGAGCGAGCAAUUGGUUGCUAAUUUUCUGCUAUACCGUUGGUUUCCUUGAUGUCGUACUCCAGAAGAUCAAGAUAUUCUCAUUCUUGCUCCCCAUAUGGAAGGUAUAGGUCUGUCUCAAGGUCAUUGUCAAGGUCAAGUUCAAUAUCAAGGAGCCGAUCAAGGUGGUUUCCUUCAUCUAAUCUUGACAUAGCAUACAGGAGUUGUGAGUCAAGUGUUGAGAAUCCUGGAAACAAUCUCUAUGUGACAGGAUUAUCAACUCGGAUAACAAAGAGAGAGCUUGAGAAGCAUUUCUCAACAGAGGGAAAGGUAGAGGAUAUUCACCUUGUGGUUGAUCCCUGGACAAGGGAGUCUCGAGGGUUUGGUUUUGUGACCAUGUCCAGUGUUGGAGAGGCUGAUCGUUGCAUCAAAUAUUUGAAUGGAUCUGUUCUGGAGGGCCGGGUUAUUACAGUGGAAAAGGUAGCUGUGUGUAGCAGCUCUUCACCAAAGUCAAUACAACUAACCAAUCAAAUCAAACACAUCAAGCAAAUAUCAGACUAUUAUAUCAGAGGGUUGUAUGCCCCUGCAUUUCUCUUUCUCUACCAAUUUAGCCUUUUGCUUAUUUCUUGCUUAAUACUAACCUUUGCAUCUAUAUGCCCCUUUGUAUUAACUAGUCCAAUUUGGGGUGCCUUGCAUUGCUGUGAUUGGAUGGUGAAUUUCAUGAUCUCAUGCCAUCUAUUUCUGCAGGCUCGGAGGCGGAGAGGCCGGACUCCUACACCAGGAAGGUAUCUUGGGUUGAGAACAAUCCGAGGACGACGUCAUUCUCCAAGUUACUCCCCUUAUUCAAGGAGCCGUUCUCCCCAUUAUUCAUCUGAACGAGGUAGAAGCAGAUCCUACUCUCCUUAUCACAGAAGGAGAUCGUACUCACCUUAUUAUGGCUGCCACGGUUCGUAUUCUCCUCCUUACUGCCGUGGAAGAUCAUAUUUGCGAUCUCUUUCACCUUACAGCAGGUCACCAGUUGGCAGGCGUAGACGGUCUGCCUCUCCUCAUGACUCCAGGCGUGAAAGGUCACACUGCCCUUCUGACUCCAGGUACCAAUCACCAGAUGAUCGGUACUACAGAAGAAGCCGGCGGGAAAGGUCAUACUCCCCAUACGACUCAAGGUAUUAUGCCCCGGAUGAUCGUCAUUACAGGAAAAGAAGGCGUGAUAGCUCCUACUCCCCCUACGACUCCAGGCGGCGUUCACCAGCUGACUGGUACUCCAAGAGAAGCCGCAGCCAAUCUGUCUCUCGUAGCAUCUCAACAAGGUCAAGGAGGAAUUCUAGACAAAGCUAUUCACGCAGUGGCUCUCCCAGGUCAAGGCGAAGUUUGAGGAGAAGCUACUCUCGAAGUGGUUCACCCAGGCGGUCUAGGAGAAGCUACUCUCGCAGUGUUUCCCCCAAACCGAGGAGCUUGAGGAGUACAUCUGGUGGCUCCUCGCACAAGUAUGAAUAUUCGCGGGGUGGACAUUCUUCCAGGAGCUCUUCCAGGAGCCGUAGUUGGAGUGUACGUUCCAGAUCAGUUUCAAAGUCUGUUAGUUCUAGGUCUGCUUGACAAUGACUUUUGGAAUUUAGUUAAUUGCGAGCAGGUGCGAGUUUAAUAUCAUGUGGUUGUAGUAAAACCCUAUGCAUACUUUACUGGGAGUUCUAUUGAUCUUUUAAGGCAACCAAUUAUUUA
Molecule: messenger RNA, 1893 nt
Organism: Diospyros lotus (date-plum)
Lineage: Eukaryota; Viridiplantae; Streptophyta; Magnoliopsida; Ericales; Ebenaceae
Product: serine/arginine-rich splicing factor SR45a-like
Exons: 8
Coding region: 250-1770 (506 amino acids)
Biological process (GO): positive regulation of mRNA splicing, via spliceosome
Cellular component (GO): spliceosomal complex
Molecular function (GO): RNA binding
Source: RefSeq, a predicted model, not a curated record